AUGGAUGAGCUUGUUAAUGUGGACAGGAGCCCUCUAGAUCUUGUACGCAUGUCCAGAAUGAUGAAUCCUGUUUCUCCCGAUCUGAGUUCGUAUCUCAAUGCUUUCCUCCAAGAGGUAAAAUCGUCCGAGGACGUGGAGGUAUUCGCAAUUCCGAUGAUCAUCUCCAGCUUUAUUCUAGAUCAGUACCCGCCUAAUAUGCAUCCCUUCCGCCCUGAACAAGUCUUUCGUGUACUCUAUGAUGAUGCCUGCCAACGGUUGCUCCAGAAAAGUCAACGAGAUCCGCAGAGACCGAUCGGCUACGAUAUUCCCACAACGUUCACAGAGCUUGCUGAGGAGGAGAUGAUCAAACAAUAUAAACAAUACAGGAGAUCGGUAUCGGCUGUUGCACAUCACCGAACCAUGAUGAACUGCUUUCGGCAUAGUCAUAGUCUGUGUGAGAACUGUGUUCAGGUGUUUGGCAAGAACGAGGACGAUAUGCCUUGGACAUUCGUCGUGAGAACGUGUCCUCUCUGCAGUCAAGAAGAUAGCGGGGCAAUCAUUGGUGUCAAGCCGCCGACGGCGAGCAUCCGGGUCCUCAGUAUUGAUGGUGGAGGAACGCGGGGCCGAGCGCCACUUGCAUUUCUUCAGACGCUUCAGGACCGACUGCAGCUGCCAACGCCGGUACAACACAAUUUUGACUUCAUAUAUGGCACCAGCUCUGGUGCAAUUAUAGCCGCCGUUUUAUAUGCGCUGGACUGGAGCAUCGAGGAAUGCACCGAGUACUUCGAUAUGUUCGCGCGCGUAGCUUUCCAGCCGCGGUGGUGGUGGUUGAAGGUGCCGUUCUUGUCUGCCGUCUUACAGAUGGUGGCUUCCCUGCUGGCCGACAGCCGAUACUCGAGCAAGAACUUGGAAACAAUCUUGCAAGACGUCAUGGGGACACGCAGUCUCAUGGAUUGUACCAGCGGGGCAGCUCGAGGUACCAAACUUGGAAUUACGGUGACUACCAUCCGUGACGCACGUGCCUGUGUCUUCACAAGCUAUAAUGGUGCUGGAGAGCGACGGCAUGAUACAGACUACCAGGUGCUGUCCCCGAAGAACGGCCUAAGCCGAAUCCCGCUCUGGGAAAUCGUGCGGUGUAGUACAGCUGCUCCUUACUAUUUCAAGGUGAAACACAUUCCAGACGUGGGAACAUUUCAGGACGGUGGUCUGAUGUUCAAUAAUCCUGCAUCUAAAGCCGUAAGGGAAGUAGCAGCUCUAUUCCCCGAUGCAUCGGAACCCGGGCUCGUCGUAUCCUUGGGAACGGGCUCGUCGACGCCAUCGAACCCCCCUCCGGCCACGAACGAAAGACAUUUUCUUCGGGAUUCAUUUCCUGCACGCGUCUAUCGAGCCUUUUGGAGUAGCGGGGAUUCAAAGAGAGCGUGGCAACAGCUUGUUGACCAUACUAAAGAUGACCCCAGCAAUGUCUUGUUUCGUUUCGAUGUCGAGUACGAUGGACGUCCUCCCGCCCUGGAUAGUGUUGCGGAGAUGGAACAUAUCGGUCGUCUCGCGCGCGAAACUAUCCAGGAUUCUCCGAUGCUGUCGAAACUGGUCCACCGCAUUCGGGCUGAGCUUUUUGUAUUCGAGCUGGACCCCUUGCAUGGUGCUCGGUUCCGAAAUGGUGAAAUCGAAUGCUCAGGCCGUAUAAUUUGUCGACUGAGAGCGUCAAAUGACGGGCUGCGGGCCUUUGUCUCUCAGUUUAUAGAUCGGUCAGCUUUCUUUCGAAUCGGCAAUAGAACGGUUAGCAUUUCUAGCAGGAGCAACUCCGGCUCAUCGGAGAAUAAUAUGGCGCCUUUCACUAUGAACGUGAGGUUCGCCGUGGCCAAUAGAAACGAACCAUUUGCAAUCCGACUGUGCGAAGACGAUGACCAGGGAUGUCAUAUCAGUGGUUCUCCAUUCACGCUUGAAAAAUUGUUCACACAACAACAUCUUGGAGCAUACUUUGGAAGUCCGAACCACAAGAAGAGGAGCAAUACAAGCGAGCAAGAAAGGCGUGGGAAAAAACAUCGGCGUACGGAAGCUUGA
Neoarthrinium moseri is the source of this 2040-nucleotide messenger RNA. RefSeq lists its product as uncharacterized. Gene Ontology annotation, cellular component: membrane. Lineage: Eukaryota; Fungi; Ascomycota; Sordariomycetes; Amphisphaeriales; Apiosporaceae. Bases 1 to 2040 code for a protein of 679 amino acids. The record is from RefSeq and is a predicted model, not a curated record. The transcript has 6 exons. Gene Ontology annotation, biological process: arachidonate metabolic process.